AUGAUGUUUGAUGUUGACCCAGAAUUGGACACCGAGGAUACAAGGAUUUCGUUGGCCAGUAUUUUAGAGCUGCUGGAUCCGAUAGCAUCCAAAGUUAGCUCUAGGAAGUACCCUUUGAGAGGGCUGUACUACAACAGGGGGAGGCAAGUGAAUGAUUCGGCAAAGCAUCUGAGCCAUAGGACAAAACAGAACUACCAUCAUUUACGAAACAGGUUGAGCGAUACCACAUCGAAUAGAUUAAGGAGUAUUGAUGAGAUCAAGAAUAAAUUGCUGUUGAGAGUGAAGGGUUUGGAUGAACCCCUCCAUACAAUAUUCUUUAAAGAUAUUAACAAACUAGAGAAACUGUUUUAUCCAUUUACCCUGUUCAACAUCUUCUCUAUCGGGAUGAUAAUGGGUCAGUUCCCAGAAUGGUUCCACGUGUAUUACACUUUCUUGUUAGGGCUUCUGAUGCCGAUAAGGUUUUACACGUAUUAUAAAACGCAGACACACUACUUUAUGGCAGACCUGUGCUACUUUGUGAAUUUUUUAUGCUUGGUCUACAUAUGGGUUUGGCCGCAAUCACGCAGCCUGUUCCUGUCCUGUUUCUGCCUUACUUUUGGUUCUCUCUCCUUUGCGGUGAUUACUUGGAGGAAUUCUCUAGUCUUACACUCCAUCGAUAAGACAACCUCCUGUUUUAUCCACAUUAUUCCUCCGGUAGCCAUGUACGUCAUAUAUUAUGGCUUGCCGGCAGAGUAUCAAAAGGAAAGAUUCCCAGCAGCCAUAAAAUCUUCUGUCAAUCUGAAGAGCAACAUUGUCUGGACCUCUCUUUACUACCUUCUUUGGCAAUCGAUGUACCACUACUUCAUCACGCUAAAGAAGUCUUCCAAGAUCAAAUCAGGAGAAAGAAUGACGAGUUUUGAAUAUUUGACUUCCCAUCAAUUUAAAGACUUCUGGGCAGUCAACUUAAAGGCUCCCUGGCCCAUGGUGAUUUAUAUUACUUUGCAAUAUCUCUACCAGCUCUGCACCAUGUUACUUUGCUCAUUGUGGCUACGAUCUAGGAUUGCCGCGGCAGCUUUCUUGAGUUCCAUAUUCUUGAUUGCAGCACACAACGGUGCCACGUAUUACGUCGACUAUUAUGGGAGGAGUUUUGAGAAACAAGUCAAUAAAUUGAAAGCAGAACUGGAAGAGUUGCAGAAGCAACUAUAUGCUAAGGAUAAUGAAUUGGAGGUGUUAAGUGACUCGGAUAUGUCCUUCUCUGAUUCAACUGUUUCAGCAACUCCAGAUGAUAGGCUGUCGGGACAAUAG
This is a messenger RNA of Huiozyma naganishii CBS 8797, 1284 nucleotides long. RefSeq names its product glycerophosphocholine acyltransferase (gene GPC1). Gene Ontology annotation, biological process: phosphatidylcholine biosynthetic process. The transcript has a single exon. The record is from RefSeq and is a predicted model, not a curated record. Lineage: Eukaryota; Fungi; Ascomycota; Saccharomycetes; Saccharomycetales; Saccharomycetaceae. The coding region runs from base 1 to 1284 and encodes 427 amino acids.